AGCCGACGUUAGUUUCUGUAUGCUAAGAUAAUGGCGACCAAAUAAGAGCUGUCAGAUAGGCAAGGGAUACAUGUCCGAAAACGCGCGUUUGUGUUAAACCUCAAGCUAAAAACACAUUACGUUGAUGCGGAAAACGUACACCAGCUUUUUGACCAACUUACAUGGGUAACUGUUAUUUAGCGACGCUGCUUUCACGCCCACGUUUGAUAGUUAACAGUCUGAAGAAGAUUGCGUGAACAUUUACGUUAUUCCGUUGCUAUUACGGAUCUCGUCUCGGUUCCGCUCAGCCGGCAGAGUCUUCGUCGACAGCUGUGUUCGGGGAAAGCUUUUCCAGAAGAGGAUUUUGGGGUUUAUUACGAGGAUUACACCGCAGGAUCAACAUGCUUGAGGACUGUUUUAAGAUAUAAUCACUCCGCCCUCGCUGUGAGAUGUCUCUGGUUUUCCCGCGACCCAAUACCAGUGUGAUCGGCAAGAAGGACAAGCGACUCAUGGCCGAGGUGAACGCCUCCCCGCUUAAACACUUCGUCACCGCCAAGAAGAAGAUCAACGGCAUCUUCGAACAGCUGGGUGCCUAUAUCAAAGAGAGUUCAGCCUUUCUAGAAGAGACUUACAGCAAUGAGGAACUGGAUCCUGUCACUACGGAGGAGCAGGUGGCGGAGGUGCGAGGAUACCUGUCCAAAGUAGCAGGGAUCGGGGAGGUCCUGUCCCGCAGGCACAUGAAGGUGGUCUUCUUUGGCAGGACAAGUAACGGGAAAAGCUCCGUCAUUAACGCCAUGCUCUGGGACAAAGUUCUGCCGUCUGGAAUCGGACACACCACCAACUGCUUCCUGCGAGUGGAAGGGACUGAUGGGAACGAAGCGUUCCUGCUCACCGAGGGCUCGGACGAACGGAAGAGUGUUAAAACGGUGAACCAGUUGGCCCAUGCCUUGCAUCAGGACGAGGAUUUGGACGCGGGCAGUCUGGUGUGCGUCAUGUGGCCGAAAGCGAAGUGUGCGCUGCUGCGUGAUGACCUGGUGCUUGUGGACAGCCCUGGCAUUGACGUCACAACAGAGUUGGACAGCUGGAUCGACAAAUUCUGCCUUGAUGCUGACGUUUUUGUCCUCGUGGCCAAUUCAGAGUCCACUUUAAUGCAAACAGAAAAGUCAUUCUUUCACAAAGUGAACGAGCGCCUCUCCAGCCCCAAUAUCUUCAUCCUGAACAACCGCUGGGACGCCUCCGCUAAUGAGCCCGAGUACAUGGAAGAGGUGAGACGGCAGCACAUGGACCGCUGCACUAGUUUUUUAGUGGAUGAGCUGCGGGUGGUGGAUCGCGCUCAGGCCAGCGACCGGAUCUUCUUCGUCUCCGCUAAAGAAGCUCUUCAGGCGCGUGUCCAGAAAGCCCAGGGAAUGCCUGAAGCAGGUGGUGCUCUGGCCGAAGGUUUCCAAGCAAGGAUGUUUGAGUUCCAGAACUUCGAAAGACGCUUUGAGGAGUGCAUCUCGCAGUCAGCAGUGAAGACCAAGUUCGAGCAGCACACGAUGAGAGCCAAGCUGAUUUCUGAAGCUCUGCGUCUGAUAAUGGACUCUGUGCACAUCGCAGCUCAAGAGCAGAGGAUUCACUGUUUAGAGAUGAAAGAAGAGCGGGAGGACAGGCUGGAGUUCAUUGAUAAACAGCUGGAUCUGCUCACUCUGGACUGCAAGAGCAAAAUCAAGAAGAUCACCGAGGAGGUGGAGAAACAGGUGUCUAACGCUAUGGCAGAGGAGAUCCGGAGGCUGGCUGUGCUCGUGGACGACUUCCACUUGGACUUUCAUCCUUCACAAGUGGUCCUUAAAGUAUAUAAAAAUGAGCUCCACAAGCACAUAGAGGACGGUCUGGGCAGGAACAUGUCCGAGAGAUGCUCCACCGCGAUAACUGCAGCGCUGCAGAGCACGCAGACCGAAAUGAUAGAGGGCCUGAAGCCCCUGCUGCCCAUCGGGAUUCGAGAGCAGGUGGAUAAGAUGGUGCCCAGACAGUGCUUCGCCCUCAGCUACGACCUCAACUGUGACAAACUCUGCAGUGACUUCCAGGAAGACAUCGGCUUUCACUUCUCCCUGGGCUGGACCAUGCUGGUCAACCGCUUCCUGGGACCCAAAAACACACGGCGCGCUCUCAUGGGCUACAACGACCAGGUUCCCAGGCCUCUGGCCAUCACUCCGGUCAGCACCAGUAUGCCUCCUUUCCCUCAGGGAUCCAUGACCCAGGAAGAGCUUAUGGUUUCUAUGGUGACAGGAUUGGCCUCGCUCACCUCUCGGACGUCAAUGGGCAUUAUAGUCGUUGGCGGAGUGAUCUGGAAGGCCGUGGGCUGGAGGCUCAUCGCUCUCUCCGUGGGUCUCUAUGGGCUGCUGUACGUGUACGAGAGGCUCACCUGGACCACGAGGGCCAAAGAGAGAGCUUUUAAAAGACAGUUUGUGGACUACGCCAGCGAGAAGCUACAGCUCAUCGUCAGCUACACGGGAUCUAAUUGCAGUCAUCAGGUUCAGCAGGAGCUGGCCAGCACCUUCUCUCAGCUCUGUCAGCAGGUGGACGUGACCAGACAGCAGCUGGAGGAUGAAAUCCGGGAUCUGAACAGCAAGAUCGAACAGUUGGACGGCCUGCAGAGUAAAGCCAAGCUGCUCAGGAAUAAAGCAGGCUGGCUGGACAGUGAACUCAACAUGUUUACCCAGCAGUACCUUCAGCAGGGGCGAUAGAGAACCGCUAAUAUCCACUGCAGAUCACCUAACACCUAGCCAUCCUUUAAGCGUACUGCUCACCAAAUAUUUCUUUUUUUUUUUUUUUUUCUAUCAGUGUUUUGUUUGUUUUUUGCAUUCGAGACCGCAGCGUCGUGCCACUUUGAAGAGAGCUUCUUUUUGUUUUGUACACUUCGUUUCUUUUGUAUUUAAUACAGGGUAGUUAUUUAUUCUCGAGUUAAGAGGUCAUGUGGAGUGCUUGGCCUGCGUUUGUAUAGAUUCCUAGAGAGGUUUGUUAGCACGCCACGAGCGGGUUGCAGAAAGCGGGAGGUCUUCUAAAGGGGCUCUCGCGUGCCUUGUGACCAAUCUGACGGCGCUUCAGCUAAAUGUGGGAUUUGCUCUGCUGUGUUUGACACGCGUGAUGUUAUUUAAGCAUCUCCAUUCCACUCGGCGUGCGAGUCGAUCUGAGCAAGUCUAAAUAAUAACUUUUUUGUCACCCUGUUCCCAAGAUUUUAAUCUGGCUACAUUUAAAAAUCCAAUUGUUGUGAAUGAAAUCAGCAAUAUUUAAUAGUGCCUCUUCAGUUGUUUUUUUUUCCAUACCUGCUCUGUUUUAGUUUCAACUUGGGACAAAUUAACAUUAAUGUACUAUUAUUUAUAUACGAGUUGGGCAUAUGUAAACCUGGAUGCCAGUUACGCAUAGAAUUGCAUUCUACGUCUAUUUCAUCCGCAUCUGAUUGCAAUAAUCGGAUUGUAAAUGUGUGUGAUGCAUCACUAACCUGUUAGUCCCUGCAUAUGUACGAUCUAGUGAACGCCUAACCUGUUUUCGUUUGGAUUAUGACGCGUGCCAAGUGUUCGAGAACGUCUUCGGGAGAAGCUCUUGUGAUGUGCACUUUAUAUUUUGCUGCUUUUUUUUGCGUUUGUUUCCAGAAGAACCGUUAGAAAGAGAAAGGCACGGUGACCUGUCAGCAGUAAUGUAUAGAUGAGCAUGCAGACCGUUGUCAUUUAUUGUCAUUCACUAUUACUGUUUGAUGAAAUAAUAAAGUGACACUGUUGAAAAAUGAA
Messenger RNA from Puntigrus tetrazona (Sumatra barb), 3743 nucleotides. Its product is annotated as mitofusin-2-like. Gene Ontology annotation, cellular component: mitochondrial outer membrane. Gene Ontology annotation, molecular function: GTPase activity; GTP binding. The coding region runs from base 429 to 2702 and encodes 757 amino acids. Lineage: Eukaryota; Metazoa; Chordata; Actinopteri; Cypriniformes; Cyprinidae. The transcript has 18 exons. The record is from RefSeq and is a predicted model, not a curated record. Gene Ontology annotation, biological process: mitochondrial fusion; mitochondrion localization.